Molecule: messenger RNA, 1044 nt
Organism: Cuscuta epithymum
Lineage: Eukaryota; Viridiplantae; Streptophyta; Magnoliopsida; Solanales; Convolvulaceae
Source: the annotation of a GenBank genome assembly
AAUUAAUCCAAACAGAUAAACACAUUCACAUAAAUAGAUAAAAUGAAACGGAAUUAACGUUUCCGUUUCACCGCUUAAUCCCCAUCCACCUCCCACACAUCCCGUUUCUUGCCCUCCCCCUCAUUUACUCUUCAAAAUAUUUGAUUUAUCUUCCUCCCGCUCUCAUCAACUGCCUCACGCACUCUUUCUAUCAUCACUGAACUGGUUUUUCUCAUGUAAUCACCACACUUCGCUGCUAAUCUUGGAGCUACCCGACCAGGCUCGAUUAAGAAGAGAAAAUUGAAGAAACGGUCGAGUAUUUGGUGGAGAAGUAGCAUACCAGAAACAACUCUUUGGAAUUCUUUGGAUUAUCAGGAAUGGAGUUGUUUAAUCUGAACUAUCAUUAUGGAGGGCAUUUAAACAAAACAGCCCCAUCACAUUAUGUAGGAGGGGAGGAAACACUCGCAAUGAAUAUAGAUCCUGAUAAAUUGGAUUUUUGGUUGCUGUUCAGUUUGCCCAAAGAGAUGGGAAUUGAUGAUGAAAUUGAGGAUAUUUAUUACCUUGUUCCUGGGGAGUCGUUAAAUGCAGGCUUGCAUAAGCUUAGUGGUGAUAAAGAUGUGAUAGAAAUAGGCAGAUUGGGUAUGCAAGUAGGUGUGGUUGACUUAUAUGUUGUGCAUAAGGGUGAUGAAAAUCAAUACAAUACCUCAAUCGAAUACCCUGCCCAUUCCCCUUUCGCUGAAGGUAUAGAGGAGAACUCAGAAGAAGGAGAACAAAACUAUAGAUGGGAUGACGGCUUUGAAGAACCUGAGCAUCCAUAUUUAGAAGCACUGGAUGGAGGAAAAAGUGAUACGAGUGAUGAAGAAUGGACUGAAGCUAGAGAUAGAGUGGAGAAAUGGAAUAUGAAAACAACUGAAGAAGUGAAACAAGCUACUGUUCAAAUGGAAGAGGGCACAUCUGCCGGAGAACAAGAACAAUUGUUGAUAUUAGAUAAAGAAGUUGGUGGAUGUGUUUCAGAGUAUGAAGAUAGUGAUGGUGAAGUAGAUUCCCCAGGAGAUAGUGAAGAAG